Notothenia coriiceps (black rockcod) is the source of this 2428-nucleotide messenger RNA. The record is from RefSeq and is a predicted model, not a curated record. Lineage: Eukaryota; Metazoa; Chordata; Actinopteri; Perciformes; Nototheniidae.
UUUUUGUCUCCAUUAUUACCUUGUCUUCAUUUGUUUACUUCCCCCCCCCGUCAUUUAUCAACAAAUCUUGUUUUAUUUAAAGAUCCCUUUCAUCCUCCCUCCUCUAUCUCACAUUUGAUCUGUUAUCGUUUGAUGCCCUUUCCUUUGUCGGAUAUCCACCAAACAUAAUGCCAACAGCUUCUGUGGCUUUUUAAUAACAAAGCUUACAUACGUUAAAGGGUGUUAAACUGGUAUACAAUCGUUCAUAGCACUCACACGAUUUCUGUGUUAUUUGAUGAAGCAAAUUUCUUAUAAUGCCAAACUAAAAGGUUAAAUAAUAUUGUCUUUUUUAGGAAAUGCAACACAUUUUUUAUUUAAAGUUUCGAUACAAAUUAAUUAAAUUAAGGGGGCCAUCUUUAAACCCAAAAGUACUUUGGUCUGCUUAUACGUUCCAUGUUUAAAAAAGCGUAAUGUUUUUUCUAACUACAUUUGGUAACCUGAAAUGUUUCAAAACAUUGGGUUUAAACGGUCUUAUUCAAUCAUUUUCACCGAACAAAUGUACAUUCCAUUUUUCAUCUAUAAGUGGAACUCCUUAUUUAAUGCAACAAAAUAUAUUUCAAAGAAAAACAACACCUUUUUAACACUUUUUUACAUAAUUAGGAUUCAUGUUUUAAGGCAUUGACUAAAAAUGGCCUUCAUUAAAAUCAAAUAAUUGCGUCCAUGUAUUAUCCAUUUAGUUUAAAACUGCUUUAUUGCAUUGAAAAACAAUAAUAUUGAACAACAAAAAAAAUGUUUACCCAAUGGAGGAACCCAAAACACUUAUAAUAAUAAUAAUACAGCAAGAUAUAAAACAAAGCAGACCAUAGAGAAGCAUUGAUGUCAUUCUGGCCAUGCUGGGGUCACUGGAAGAUUCAACACCUGACAGGUACAGUACAACAAAAUACAACAGUUGUGAUUUUCCUAUGGAAGGCAUUAGUUGGAGUUAUGGUAACAUUUUCUAACAAUAAUUUCAUCAUGAUUUGUUACAAAUAUUCUUUAGUUUGCUAUUUUUUCCCAUCAUUUUCUGUGUUUACCAUCCAUCUCCAUGUCCAUAAAUGAGCCCAGGAGCACCUGAGCCGAGCUGCUUCUCUCUCCUCUCCUGCAGUCCAAAGAGCUGCAGAUCAAGCGUCAGUUCCAGGACACCUGUAAGAUCCAGACCCGGCAGUACAAGGCGCUGAGGAACCACCUGCUGGAGAACACGCCCAAGUCGGACCACAAGGCCGUGCUGAAGCGGCUGAAGGACGAGCAGACGCGUAAGCUGGCCAUCCUGGCCGAGCAGUACGACCACUCCAUCAACGACAUGCUGUCCACUCAGGCUCUGCGAUUGGACGAGACCCAGGAAGCGGAGUACAAAGUGUUGCGCAUGCAGCUGCAGCAGGAGCUGGAGCUGCUGAACGCCUACCAGAGCAAGAUCAAGAUCCACACGGACACGCAGCACGACCGGGAGGUGAAGGACCUGGAGCAGAGGGUGUCCAUCCGCAGAGCUCUGCUGGAGCAGAGGAUCGAGGAGGAGAUGCUGUCCCUGCAGAACGAGCGCUCGGAGCGGAUCCGCACGCUGCUGGAGCGCCAGGCCAGCGAGAUCGAGUCCUUCGACUCUGAGAGCCUGCGGCUGGGCUUCAGCAACAUGGCGCUGUCAGGCAUCCCCAGCGAGGCGUACCCCAUGCAGGGGGGCUACCCCAACGUCCCGCCCCCCAGCUCCCGCUCCGUCGGCCACUGGAGCCACGGCAUACACCCGCACAACCUCCCCCCGCAGCACCUCCCCCCGCAGCACCCCUCCGCGCAGCCCACCCCGCCGCAGCCACGCAGCAGCAGCAUCCCGCGCGGCAGCAGCGGCAUCGGGAGCGGCAGCGGGGCGGGGGACCGCCGCAGCGAGGCCUCCUCCUCCUCCUCCCAUGCCCUGGGACUGGCCCUGCAGGGGCUGGGGCGGGACGGGAGGGAGGCGCACCACUCGUCCCGCUCCUCCGCCUCUUCUUCCUCCUCCUCCUCCUCCUCUUCCUCCCACCACCAGCGGCACCACCUGCCCCAGCACUACCACCACCAGAGCACGCCGCAGCUGUACCGCGAGAGGGAGCGGGAUCGAGACCGGGAGAGGGAGCGGGAGAAGGAGCGGGAGCGGGAGUGGGCCGGAGUGCGGGGCUCCGGCGGCGACCUGGCCCACCCUCACCCCCUGCCCUUCUCCCAUCACCUGCCCUCUCGCUCCUCCUCUCAGUCCCUCGGGGGGAUUUACUCCGGAGGGCUGGGUGUGCGGGGGGCCCCCAGCCUCCUGGCGCUGAGGAACAGCCCCCAGCCUCUGAGGAGGACGGCGUCCGGCGGGGGGCCAGGGGGGGCCGGGGGCAGCGAUGGCGUCCUGAGCCGAAGCACCUCGGUCACCUCGCACAUCUCUAACGGAUCCCACCUCUCAUACUCUUAG